AUGAGCACAGAUAUUCGUGAAUUCAGGGAGGCGCAUGGAUCAGAUCGGUAUGCGGGGCUUCUGUGUGACGUCGGCUCUGACCUGGAAUGUGCGAUUUGCCAGUCCAUCAUGUUUGUGCCAUUCGUGCUGGACUGUGGCCACAACUACUGCUACCCAUGUCUGAAACAGUGGUUCGUCAACAACAACUCGUGCCCCGAAUGCCGCACCAAGAUCCGCAAGGCACCCACGCAUUCGCUGACUCUCAAGUCGCUGGCUGAGAGCAUCACCAACAAGAUGAUCGGGGUGGAUCCAAGCUUGGAGAAGCCGUUUGCGCAGCGCAAGAAGGAGCAGGUCAAGCCGUACGCCAAGGACAUCAAGAAGAAGCGGGUGUUUCCUGCAUUUGUGGCCGAGAGCUCAUAUCAUCUGGACGAGGAAGACGGAGUGCAGCGAUGCUCGCAGUGCCAUUGGGAGCUAGAGGAGGGGGAGGACCAGUGCACCAACUGUGGAGUGUGGGUGAAUGACGGAUCUGGCCGGGAGGCAGCAGAGUCGAUCAAUGUUGAUGACGAGGAUGAGGAGUCUGACAGUCGACAACCUGGUGAGGAUAUCAGUGAUUACGAAGACGACGGGUUCGUGGUGGACGAUGAUGAGGUGGACGACGGAGGUGACGUGACAGGAGACGUGACUAUUCUCAGCGACAGUCAGGCGUCUUCUCCUGCCCCAACUUCUACUACUGUUCAGAUUAACGACUCCGAUCUCGACUCGGAGGAUGAGCAGUUCCUGCCGAAGGCGAAACGAUCAACAGAAGUUACAAUCGACGACAGCGAUGACGACGAACAGCUACAGCCCCGAAGGAAGCAUAAGAUCAUGUCUGAUUCAGAAGAUGACCAUCCGGCGGUUUCACGGUCCAAAAAGUCGCGUAAGAUAUUUUCUGACUCUGAAGAUGACGACAACCAGCAGCCAAGCUCGUCCAAGAGCAAGGCAACGACAAUUUUCACAGACUCAGAGGACGACGACGAGAAGCCAAGGGUAUCGCGACUUAAGAAGAAGAGAGAUGCAGUUGUGGUCCUGUCUGAUGAAGAAGAGGAGGAGGAGAGUUCAGAAGAGGAUUCUGAGGAUGUUUCAGACACGGACAACGAGGGCAUCACUAACGGCGUGUAUACAGGUCUUCCUUCUCGUCGAAGACGUGGUGGUGACGGUGACGAGAACUCUGAAGACGACUCUGACGACGACUCUGAAGACAACGAUUUGGGGGGAUUUGUAGUGGAUGAGGCCGAGGACGAUGGAUCUGAUGAUGAGGCCGAGUACUCUGAGGAAUAUUAG
Yarrowia lipolytica CLIB122 is the source of this 1299-nucleotide messenger RNA. The record is from RefSeq and is a predicted model, not a curated record. Lineage: Eukaryota; Fungi; Ascomycota; Dipodascomycetes; Dipodascales.